Messenger RNA from Scylla paramamosain (green mud crab), 1000 nucleotides. RefSeq lists its product as uncharacterized. The coding region runs from base 458 to 1000 and encodes 180 amino acids. The transcript has 4 exons. NCBI's taxonomy places the organism in Eukaryota, Metazoa, Arthropoda, Malacostraca, Decapoda, Portunidae. The record is from RefSeq and is a predicted model, not a curated record.
ACACACACACACACACACACACACACACACACACACACACACACACACACACACACACACACACACACACACACUGGGUCACUCCACUCCACUCACUCGUCGUCCCUCUCAGACUCAGUUGGGUCUAGACCGCGGGAGGAGGAGGACGUCGGCACACGCGGUUCCGCACCCUGAGAUCACAGACUGCGACCGCCCUCCGUCCUUCCCGCCGCGAGUCACACGGACACAAGUGACAGGUGACAGGUGACAAGUGACAGGGGCGCAGUGGUGCCGCCGGGUCCUGCCAGGGGCGGCAGGGGCGGCGCGAGGUUGGCGAGCCCCAAGGUCGCUGGGCACCAUCGGGCAUGAGAGCGGCGCCGCCCGCACGCCGUCACCAGAGGCAGGUGGCGCCGCGGGCACGCAGGGCGGCGCCCCCCGAUCUGGAGACGCGCUAGGCGGUGUGCUGCUAGCGCCGCCCAUGGUGGAGUGGCCGCCGCCCAUGGUGGCGCGGGACAUGGACGUGCGGGCCUCGCUGGGGCUGACCGUCGGGGAGAGUCUGGCGCCUUUCACCUACCUGGGCGAUGACCUCGGCGGCAGCCCCAUGGUGUCCCCGCGCUCCAGCCCCCGCUCAUCCCCCAGGGGCUCCCCUAGGGCGUCCCCGAGGGCCUCUCCGAGAGCCUCUCCCCGGGCCUCUCCCAGGGCCAGCCCGCGGUCCACUCCGCGCCGCAGGUCCCGCGCCCUGUCCCGGGACAGCACCGCCACCCUCGAGGAGCUGGUGGUAGUGUCCGUGCCUUGCAGAGAGCUCAAGCCUGACGAGCCGCUGCAGGAACAGAGGACACCGACCCGCUCAACACAACACAACACAACACAACACAACACAAAACACAACACAACACAACACAACACAACACAAAACACAACACAACACACGCCCUACACUAGUACUCUGGAGGCGUUCCGUUGCAGUGUUGAGUCUUACAUUAUGACGGACAUUGCAACCACCAGUAAACAGGUGCAAUAG